AUGAUGGGUAUCAGUGCACUCCACACUUACUCUCCAAUCAAGUGUGGUACUUCAAAUCAGGCAUCUCCUAUGGUCGGACUUGAGCAUUCAACCCAUUGCAUAAGCUCACACUCUUCUCGUAAGCGAAACCGACGAGAGAGGUCUGAGCAAACUACUGCUGAUCUAGUCGCUCUAUCCCCUUUAUCUGCCAGACUCGGAGGUAUUGCCAAUCAUAACCACACCAACGCUAAUGUAGCCAAUUCUUUGUUGCUAGUAGAAAAGGAAGAAGACCAAGAUAUGGAAGUAGUCGCAUCUUUAGAUGUAUUUCAGUCCAGUGGAAUGGAUAUCGAUAGUGACAAGCUUGCCGCCCAUUCCAUUUAUGCAUUGACAUCUACGCAGUUGUCAGCUGCUAGAAGUUUAGCACGCGACCGGCUUUGCAAAGCGCUAUAUCUGGAUAUUCAAGUGCCUGUUGAACCCGAUGAGGAUCAAUUCACUACAGAAUCUGAUUCAACUAUUUCCUCUCGUAGGUUUCAUUUAGCUACUCCAUUGCGUCGUACUAAUCGCAAACUACCUGUUCAAAAAAGACACACUGCGUCGUUUUCUCUUAGCAUGGGUCGCUCUUACAAUCCACUUUAUGUUCCUGACGAUCAGCCAUCCCAAUCCAGUUUAAAAUGGGACAAUAUGGAAUAUACGUUCAACGUUUCUGCACCACUUGCUCAAAAUCUCCACCAAUCAUUAACAACCUCAUCAUCUGCAUUGCCUUGGCAACUUCCACCAACACAAGCACUUACCACCACUGACGGUACUACAAAGAUAUUUGUCACCGAUCAUUUCCCAAUUCCGGCAUUUGUUUUUUAUUGUUGUCGCUAUGUACUGAAAGAAGUGUGUCGUGUAGGAGCACAUUCACAGAGUGUUGUGCGUGUGUUUAAUACGUAUGAUGACAAGGGGUUUAGCAAUAAGUCAAGUGAAUGGAAUGCAGUGGUUGAAGCAGUAAACAAGGAUGGCUUAUUAGCGUUUCUAGAACAUUUGGACUCUGUUUUGAUAGAUCCAUGUCGAUCUGGGUCUGAAACCUCUAAUUUACUAAACCAUUUGGGUAUAAUGAGAGGGAUGGAGUUUGGCCACGAAGGAACAUCACAUUUAAAAAUUGGACUGGGAGUCUUGCAUACACAUUUGAUGUCUCAAAAUCAUUUGAUACCCAAGGUGCUGGAACCGGUAUUUCAAGGAAUUCUGGCUGUAAAUCAAGCUACUGGAACCGCACCAUUACGUCGAGAUUCUACCAUUCGAACACCAAAUAAUGCAACGCGUCGCUUACUCAGGGAUGCGUUGCUGCUUGUUCCAUCAGCUGAACGUAAUCUUCUUCAAUUCAUAUCGUUAUUUGGCACCUUGUUGACAUCAGGUGGCUCAGACUCUCUUUUGUCUUACGAUGGGCUUGGAAGUAAAGGCCCGACUAGAUCUACAACACCAUCUUCAUCAAACUACUUGCUUUCCAGUUCUCCUAUACCAACUCCUAUGGCUGAACGAUCGAUCCAGUUUUCACAUAUUGCGUCCUAUUUUGCUCCGUUUAUGUGCGAAUCAUCAACACAUCUCAAUCAACCUAUAUCCUCAACUACAAAACCACCACCGUGGGCUAGCGGAAUCAUUGAACUCUUGAUUAUAUGUGAUACAUCUACUGAAUCCAAUGUAUCGAUUUGGACGUUAUCAAGAAGUGCAAUGCACGAAAUUCGAUCACAGAUGUUGACAAUGAGGACGCCAAGUCGGUUCAUGGUAGGCGGGGUCACGCCGAGAAGACAAGCUCGGUACACGGCAAGUAAAAGAGAUUUAUCAUCUGCAAAAAAACGGUUGUUUAAAGGGAUGAAUGGUGGUAAUGGAAAAGGAUCAAGUGUUGGUUCACCCACUGGUGAUGUGUCGCGAUCUGCAUCACCAUUCACUGACACUCUACUCUGCGAGACUUCGGAUAUUGAUGGCGAACAGCGGAAUAAGAAGCGGCGCAGACUAGCAUGA
Molecule: messenger RNA, 1980 nt
Organism: Batrachochytrium dendrobatidis JAM81
Lineage: Eukaryota; Fungi; Chytridiomycota; Chytridiomycetes; Rhizophydiales
Exons: 4
Coding region: 1-1980 (659 amino acids)
Source: RefSeq, a predicted model, not a curated record